Morone saxatilis (striped sea-bass) is the source of this 1593-nucleotide messenger RNA. Its product is annotated as keratin, type II cytoskeletal 8-like. Gene Ontology annotation, molecular function: structural constituent of skin epidermis. The record is from RefSeq and is a predicted model, not a curated record. Gene Ontology annotation, cellular component: keratin filament. Bases 115 to 1593 code for a protein of 492 amino acids. Gene Ontology annotation, biological process: intermediate filament organization; keratinization. NCBI's taxonomy places the organism in Eukaryota, Metazoa, Chordata, Actinopteri, Moronidae. The transcript is spliced from 8 exons.
AGAAGACACUUAGAGGGACUUGACUCUCCUCUUAGUGUGCUCUGCCAAACCUCUCUCUCUCUGCUCCCCCUUUUCUCUGUUAAUCCUUUCCUUUCAGAGGAAACAAAACCAGCCAUGACGUCGUCCAGAUCUAGUAUGACCGUGAAAACGGUUAGGUCCAGCUUUGGUGGAAGCGGUGGUGGAGGUGGCGGCUUCAGUGGUGGUAGUUUCAGCGGUGGUAUCAGGAGUGGAGGAGGAGGAGGAGCAAGACAAUUUUCCUCAAGAUCGGCCGUUAUAUCAUCAAAACCGGCAUACUCAGUGUCAUCCAGUUUUGGAGGCGGCUCAAUGCUUAGGUCAGGUGGUGGAGGUGGUGGUGGUUAUGGCUUCGGUGGAGGUGCUGGGGGGGGGGGGGGGGGUAGUUAUGGUUUCGGUGGAGGUGCUGGGUGUGGUGGUGGUGGUGGUGGUUUCGGUGGUGGUUUCGGUGGUGGUUUCGGCGGUGGUCUUGGCGGUGGUCUUGGCUUCGGUGGUGGUGGCGGCGGAAUGGCUCCGAUCACAAACGUCCAAGUCAACCAGACCCUGCUGGCCCCCUUGAACCUUGAGAUCGACCCUGCCAUCCAGACUGUUCGUACCCAAGAGAAAGAGCAGAUCAAGACUCUAAACAACCGCUUCGCCAGCUUCAUUGACAAGGUCCGCUUCCUGGAGCAGCAGAACAAAAUGCUGGAGACCAAGUGGAGCCUGCUGCAGGACCAGACCACCACCCGCUCCAACAUCGACGGCAUGUUCGAGGCCUACAUCGCCAACCUGCGCAGACAGCUGGAUGGGCUUGGCAAUGAGAAGAUCAAGCUGGAGGGAGAGCUGAGGAAUAUGCAGGGACUGGUGGAGGACUUCAAGAACAAAUAUGAAGAUGAAAUCAACAAGCGCGCUAGUGUGGAGAAUGAGUUUGUGCUCCUCAAGAAGGAUGUAGAUGGCGCAUACAUGAACAAGGUUGAGCUGGAGGCCAAGGUUGACGCCCUUCAGGAUGAGAUUAACUUCCUCAGAGCUGUCUAUGAGGCGGAACUGCGUGAGCUGCAGGGACAGAUCAAGGACACCUCAGUCAUUGUGGAGAUGGACAACAGCCGCAACCUGGACAUGGACUCCAUUGUGGCAGAAGUCAAGGCUCAGUAUGAGGAGAUCGCCAACCGCAACCGUGCAGAUGCAGAGUCGUGGUAUCAGCAGAAGUUCCAGGAGAUCCAGAGCACUGCAGGCCAAGCUGGAGAUGAACUUCGCAACACCAAGAAUGAGAUUGCUGAGCUCAACCGCAUGAUCAGCCGCCUCCAGAAUGAGAUUGAGGCAGUCAAGGGACAGCGUGGCAACCUGGUCUCUCCUCCAGCAGUUCCUGCCGCAGUGGGACGUUCGGGGGCGCUUCUUCAAUAUGCUCCAGAGCCAGUUUUGACGUUCAUGAGCACUCCGCCCAUGGGCCUCGCCGCCUGGAUCUUCAUCGCCUGUUUUGAUCUGGACGGACUAGUCGCAUUCUGUCCCCUGCCCCUACAUGCCUCCAGCAUCCUCGUCAACUCGCCGCACUUAUUACGCAUGGCUCCGGCGUGUGAGGGCAUCAACUUCUCCUGUAGCACCUAA